UGCCUUCGACGUGUGUUUCAGUAACGGUCAAACAUGUAACUGCACUUCCCCUCCUCCCGAUUUACCCACAAGACCACAACUUUGUGAUGUUACAACUGAUGCUCCCGCUGUCACGACAUCAGAAUCUACAACUGCUCACCAACAUCCAGAUGUUACAACGGAUAGCCAAGUUGUCCCAACCACAGAUGUUACAACUGAUGCUCCCGCUGUCACGACAUCAGAAUCUACAACUGCUCACCAACAUCCAGAUGUUACAACGGAUAGCCAAGUUGUCCCAACCACAGAUGUUACAACUGAUGCUCCCGCUGUCACGACAUCAGAAUCUACAACUGCUCACCAACAUCCAGAUGUUACAACGGAUAGCCAAGUUGUCCCAACCACAGGUAAAUGGUGCAAACUCCUAAAAUCAUCAUACUUGCAUUGACCACCAUCCCAACCCAUCCCCCACUCGUCCUGAU
Lytechinus variegatus (green sea urchin) is the source of this 458-nucleotide messenger RNA. RefSeq lists its product as uncharacterized. The transcript is spliced from 10 exons. Bases 87 to 404 code for a protein of 105 amino acids. The record is from RefSeq and is a predicted model, not a curated record. Lineage: Eukaryota; Metazoa; Echinodermata; Echinoidea; Temnopleuroida; Toxopneustidae.